Messenger RNA from Exophiala viscosa, 522 nucleotides. RefSeq lists its product as uncharacterized. The record is from RefSeq and is a predicted model, not a curated record. NCBI's taxonomy places the organism in Eukaryota, Fungi, Ascomycota, Eurotiomycetes, Chaetothyriales, Herpotrichiellaceae. The coding region runs from base 1 to 522 and encodes 173 amino acids. The transcript has 2 exons.
AUGCUCCUCCGAUCAGCCAUCCGACCCUUUGCUGUCCCCUCGAUAGCCAAAUCCGUACCUGUCCCUCGAACACGAGCAUCUCUCCACCGUCCUGUGCUAGUAGCAUUUGGCCUGUCUCUGUCUCUCCCUUUCUUCCAGUCUAGAUCAGUCAUACGGCUUGAUACAUCGCCCGCUGCGGAAUUCAGUACCACUUCAUACAGCCACUCGCGCGAUGCAAAGAAGCCGGUCUUAAAGGAGGGCAAGUUGAGCCCGGCUGCAGUCAAACAAAUAAGUUUCGGAGCAAUCCUGGGUCUGGGUGCUGGUCUACUACUUUCCGCAUUUUCACGGAGCCUUACCUUGUUGAUCGGGCUAGGAAUCAUCGUUUCGCAGUAUGCUGCUCGAAAGGGAUACAAUUUCAUACCCGUGGAUCGGCUACAGCGCACCUUCAAGAACAUCAACCUCCGUAGCGCGAUCAACGACAACCUAGCCUUCAAGUUCAGCUUUGGCCUGAUGUUUGCAUUGUCUGCGUUUGGCGAGUUUUGA